Gregarina niphandrodes is the source of this 10704-nucleotide messenger RNA. Its product is annotated as putative thrombospondin type 1 domain protein. Lineage: Eukaryota; Apicomplexa; Conoidasida; Eugregarinorida; Gregarinidae. Gene Ontology annotation, cellular component: plasma membrane. The record is from RefSeq and is a predicted model, not a curated record. Gene Ontology annotation, biological process: actin cytoskeleton organization. The transcript is spliced from 2 exons. Bases 1 to 10704 code for a protein of 3567 amino acids.
AUGAAAGCAAUCGCUUUUGCCGCGGCGGUGCUGGGACUGUCCGGUGCGGCGACCGGCCGGAGUCGGUCAAUAAGUCGUCGGUCUUCGAAUCCGCUGAGUGAUCUGUCUGUGACGGCACCGACAUCUGUAUCGAAUUCGACGACGUUUGAGAGUACGCCGUUGAACGCUGCUGGGCUGCCUUGUGAGGAUUCUCCCUUGGUUGAGCAGAGUGGUACGAAGUGUUCGCUGUUAGCCAAGAACGUAGGUCCACUGGGUUGUCAGAGGAUCUUAAGUGAGUUGGCAGCAGAGCGGGGUCGAUCAUUGGAUAAUAUUCCACAGGCAUUUCGAUCUCGUCGUGUUGCUGAUGCAUGUCCACUGAGUUGUGGAUUGUGUUCAACUUGCGCUCCGGGUUGUGCCAAAUGGUUUGUUGGUAAUGGUUGGUGUGAGGAGGCUUGUAAUAAUGCGGCUUGUCAAUUUGACGGUGGCGAUUGCUGGGAGAAGGACUGUGUAGUGGGGCCAUGGUCGGAGUGGUCUGAAUGCUCCAAGGAGUGUGGUCGUGGUGGGUUUCAGACCCGUACUCGUCAGGCGUUGGUUGCCCCUACAGCGAAUGGUAAGCCAUGUCCUGAGUUGGAGGAACGCAAGACCGGCUGCAACGAAGACGUGGCCUGUCCGACAGAUUGCCAACUUACACCUUGGGGUCCUUGGAGUGACUGUGAAGGCUGUGGUGCCAGUCAGCGCACGCGCAAACGCUCCGUCCUAAUUGAACCUAAAGAUGGGGGCGGUGAUUGUCCACCUCUGGAACAGACGCAACCGUGCUUCGAACGAGAGUGUCCGUCUGAAUGUGAGGUCUCAGAAUGGUCCCAAUGGACCGAAUGCUCUACCGCUUGUGGUCCAGGAACGCAAAUCCGCACCAGACACGUUUUGAAGGCUCCCCAGGGCGACUCCGACGGCUGUCCCGACUUAUUGGAGGAACAAGAGUGCGCUGGCAACCUCUGUGACGUAGACAAAUGCCUUACUUCCUUCUGGUCCGACUGGUCACAUUGCAAUACUUCUUGUGGUGGCGGCGUAGCCACAAGGGAACGCGUGCUACUCAAAGGCACUGCCGAAGAGUGCAGCGACAUUCCUUUAACUGAAGAAUUAGUCUGCAACACCCACCCUUGUCCCCAAGACUGCCACAUGGGCGACUGGUCCGAUUGGUCCGUCUGUGAGUCCAGUUGUGGAGAAGGGGCGCAAUUCCGCACCCGUCAAGUCCUAGAACCCACUCUCGCCGGCGGCAAAGCCUGUGGACCACUCACCGAGACUCGUCAGUGUUUUAACCCACCCUGCAGACAAGACUGUCUUGUUUCUUCCUGGUCUUCCUGGUCCAAGUGUGUACUUGCACCCGGUGCCAAGUGUGGCUUCGGCACACGCGUGCGAGAGCGACACGUUGUACAGUUCCCCACAGGCGAGACUGCCGCGGGUUGCCCCAGAUUAUCAGAAUUCAAAGAAUGUCUAGUUGAGUGUACAGAUGAUAAAUACAGAUUCCUACCCACACAGUGCGUCUACUCCGACGACUGGUCAGAAUGGUCAGGCUGCCCUGAUGCCUGCCGCACCCAUGCUGGUGCCGCCGCUGGAGACGGCGAGCCCGAAAUAGUCGCAGAACAGCGACACAGACUCAUUGCGCUCUGGACCGACGCAUGUGAAGACGUAAUUCAAGAAAGAGCUUGCGACUGCGACGACAAGUUGAACGGCGACAAAUCGAACGGCGACCACGAUAAUGGUGACCAAUCGAACGACAAAACCGAUAACGAUAACGAUAAGUCCAGCGAAGACAAGUCCGUACGUAGGUUGCGCGACGAUAAAUCAGGGUGUCUGUUGUCGGAGUGGAGUGACUGGACGCCUUGUUCGGCUCCGUGUGGUGGCAAUGGGCAGCGAACCCGGUACCGGACAGUCUUGAAUGGCGAUUCUGGUUCGUGUGCAUCUGCGUUGUCGGAGACAGAAGUGUGUGGUGUGUCGGCGUGUCCGAGUAAGUGUGAGUUGAGUGAGUGGUCGGCGUGGUCUGAAUGCAGCGCGACGUGUGGGGUGGGUGUGCAAGUCCGUAGCCGCAGUUUGGUUGGCAAAGCACCUUUCGAAUUAAGUGUGUGCGGGGAUCUAGAGCAGGUUGCUGCGUGUGUGGUUGCGGCGUGUGCGGAAGACUGCCUGGUUUCGGACUGGUCAGUGUGGUCUGAGUGUUCGGAGAGUUGUGGGGGCGGGCGUCAGAGUCGGACGCGCAGCGUAGUCAAGGCGACUGUGGGUACUGGGGCUUUGUGUCCACAUCUGGCGGAGGAGCGCGAGUGUGCAACGGAUCCCUGCGACUCAGACUGUGUGGUCUCAGACUGGUCGGAGUGGUCAGGAUGCACGGGAGACUGCGGUGGUCCGGGCAGCCAGACGCGGGUCCGAGAGGUGUUGGCGCCCAAGGCAGGACGCGGGAGUGCGUGUCCGUUGCAGUUGGCGGAAACACGCGUGUGCGAAUUGACGGAGUGUUCGGCGGCAGAUUUGCGGCGGGCGCAGCAAAAGGCAGACUGUCGCUGGGGACCAUGGUCAGAUUGGUCGGGAUGUGCGGGCGACUGUGGUGAAGGACUGCAGGUUCGGGAACGCGCACUGGUGGCGGGUAUCCCGACCCUCUGUGGUGCCGAGACGGAGCGCCAGCAGGCGCCGUGUGUCCUCGAAAGAUGCCGCGCACGCUGCCACGUGGGUCCCUGGUCGAGUUGGUCGGAAUGCAGCGUGAGUUGCGGCGGUGGCGAGCGUUGGCGCAGUCGCGACCUGCUUGCGGCGCCAGUUGGCGACGAGCCCUGUCCUGCGUUGUGGGAGAGCGAGACGUGCAACCUACAGCCGUGUCUUGGCGAGGAGUGCGAGGUCUCCGAGUGGACUGCAUGGAGUGUGUGCACACGCGUCUGUGGCGGAGGUGUGCAAGAGCGUUCUCGCGAAAUACUCCUCCCCCCUGGACCCACGGCCGCACCCUGUCCCGCACUCCACGAUGUGCGAGGCUGCAACUUGCAGCGCUGCCCCGAAGACGUCUGUCAAGACAAUCCGCUGCUCGAAACUAGCGGCGUUGGCUGCGCCAUACUCAAGACGCAAGGUUGUCGAACAAAUUUGUUGCAGCUCGCCGAGAAACAUGGUGUAGCCGUACCACCCGGGAUCCCGCCGGAGGCGCGAGUGCAGGACGCUUGUCCCGAGACCUGCGGCGUGUGCGAACAGUGUGCUCCUGACUGCGAACUUCGCGACCUUGGAAAUACUGUCUGCACCGAUGCCUGCAACGUGGAGGCCUGCCAGUUCGACUUGGGCGAUUGCGGGGCAGAUUGCACUCUGGAUGACCUCCACGGACUCCUUCCGCUCUCUGCCGGGACUGCGCUCAACGUGGAUGCCGUAGUCGAACUCGCCUGCCCAGCCGGCGAACGUGUGCAAGCCUUCGAACGCUUGCACACACUCACCGCCGCCUGCGACGCCAACAAACAAUUGGUGGCUCCCGAACUCGACAAUUUGCCGCUAAACGACGUCUCCUGCGCAACGGACCACUGCCCCUUCGUACUCGUCGACGGCCUCGGCGGUGCUUACGACGGCUUCUACCAUCGUAAUGACCUCACCCUCAACACCUACCAGGACUACAUCAAGCAAGUCGGCCUCCAGUACCUCGGCCUGGCCUUCCUCCCAGACCUCACCAGUCAACACCAACAUGGUCAGGACGUAGAGGAGGGACGGUGGUUAUUCGCGGGCGCCGGGGGAUUGUGGCAAGAGAUGCCGCAGUUUUUGAGUGCGCCGUGUCGAGUGUUGCAGGCUCACCCACUUCGCACACCCGCGAUCGACUGUCACGGCGGCGCGUUCUAUCGCAACCAAGGCACGCCGUACCCCGAACUUUCAGCCCGCGAUCUGUCGCUUUCUACGCGCGAUGGCGUAGUCUUCGGCGACCAGUUCACAGUAUCGAUAACGUGUGUACCACUACUGCCCGAGUUUGCCGAUCAACCGAGUCUAAGAACCGGGCUUAAAACAGGACCGCAGUCAUCGAUUCCGUUGGCCUGUGAAGAUGUGCGACUGGUGGAGCAAGUGGCCGGGUUCUCAUGUCAACAACUCGUGUCCUCGCUCGGCUGCGACUACCGUCUAGCCGACUCCGGCCAGGCCUUACCGCCCAUUCUGCCAGCAGCUGCUAAUGUUGCCUUCGUCUGUCCCGGCUCCUGCGGACUCUGCGCCCAAAGCUGCGCCGAUGACUGCACUGACUGGUUCGUGGGCAACGGCUUUUGUGACUCCGCCUGUAACGUGCCCGCCUGCAGCUUCGACGGGGGUGACUGUCGUGAGGACGUGCCGCCCCAGCCGGAGAGAGAACUGGGUCAAGAGGCGGUGGCGGCCACCACGACCAAGGUGGCCGCGACGUCCAAGGUAGCGGCCACACAGGCGGCUACAACCAAGGGUGUAACGGCGACCUCCAUGUUCCAGGCGACUAAAGGCGUGGACGCAGAGAACUGUGAAGACGACUCAGUGGUGACGGACAUGGGCUUCAGUUGCGCGUUGUUGUACAUGGCUAGUAAGCUUAAAGGUGACUGCACACAGACGAUCGUGAAUCUUGCCCGGAGUCAAGGCCUAACAAUCAGUUUACCGGCAGGUGUGCCAGCAGACACGCGUGUGUUAGACGCAUGUCCGGUUACGUGCCAGGCGUGCGACCAGGAGCGGUACCUGCGUACGGAAACUUCGCUCGACGUCGUGCCCGUCGACUAUAGCGCAGUGGGUUGUAGUGACAACGACGAGUUGGUACAGUCGUAUGCCUCGCUGACCUGCAGCGAGGUCACACAUCUGCUGCCUGACUGUUCGGUCUCAGUCUCGAGUCUAGGCUACCUGCCCGAGGGCGUCCCGGAUAGUCUGACGCUGGCUACACUCUGUCCUUUAGCGUGUGGGGUGUGUUUGAACCCGCGCGCACCCGGAUAUAUGUGUCACGACUUUGGCAUUCUCGAAACAAUGUCCGGAUUCACUUGCGCGCAGGCGGUGGGUCUGCUGGGCAAGACCACCUGCCAGAAAGCCCUCAACUCCUUCGGAUACGAGUUACCUGCGGCACUACCUUCGAACUUGGUACUGGCAGAUCUUUGCGGAACUAGCUGCGGUGCGUGCGAAGAUGAGGUCUCACGUGUGAAAAAGCUGACUACGAGCCCGGGUAGUUGCAAUGAUGAGGCAUUUGUGUACGAUGUGACAGGUCAUGAGUGCCACGAAUUUGUGACUUUAAGCGGGGUACGUUGUGGAGACACAUUUUCAUCUCUGGGUUACCUGCUGCCGGCGCAGUUACCUACUGAUCUGGCGGUGGGUACCGCGUGUCCGGUGAGUUGUGGGUCGUGUAUCUUCCCCGUGGGGGAUUGUAUCGAUUCGCCUGUAGUGACUGAGAACUUUGGUGCCAGUUGCGAAGCACUGGUCGCUGAAGUGGGUUGUGCUGUUACAAUCGAAGCCGCACUACCCCGACAUGACAGCACCAUGUUCGAUGAGUACACUGUGGGCCAACUGUGCCGUGUAGCUUGCGGUACGUGUGGCACGACCGGUGCCGGAGUGUGUGAAGAUCUUGCCUCAAUCGCGGCGGCAGGCUUCUCAUGUACGAUGCUAGUACAAUACGCCGACCAAGGAUGCGGCACGCCGCUGCUGAACCUACUGGGUCGUACGGCCACGUAUAUCCCAGCGGCAGCGCAAUUGCAGGAUGGAUGUCCUGCUACUUGCGGCUUGUGUGCCACUGAGGACACCUACAGCAUCCCGCCCGUCUGUGAGGACAGUUCGCUACUCUCGGCCGUGAACAUGGGUUGCGACCAGGUGCUGCAACUCGCUGGCGGCGGUGGGCUCGGUUGUGUGGCGGACCUGAGUGAGAUCGCGAGCUCGACAUCCUUCGGGAGCAUGAUCCCGGCGGGAUUAAAGGUGAAUGAUUUAUGCAAACGGUCGUGUCUGAUGUGCGACACACCCUCAUGUACCGACGGUUUCCAGAACGGCAGCGAAGAGUACAUCGACUGUGGCGGCAAAGAUUGUCGGCCGUGUCGUGCGUGUCGAGCAAACGACCUCAAGACCCUCGGCACAAACGUAGUCGCCGUCGACACUUCCGCCUCUGGCUCUCUGGCCAACGGCGCAACUCGCACCGUGAAUUGCGCGCCGGGCUUCCACUACUCGCUCGCGGCGGAGACUCUCGUCUGUCGAGACGGCGUCUGGUCGACACCCAAGGGGAAAUGCGAGGAAGACACAAUCGAAGUCUGGCGCUUCACACUCGGACUGACCCAUGGUGAAGACUUCGGAUAUGACUUUGUUCAAAAUCUAGCCGAGGCAUUAGAGAGCCUUUUUAGCCUCGUCAGCGACGCGAUCCACAGCGUACGCAUCCUCCGUGCCGGCUCUUGCGCUGCCCUGGCGACUGCAGGCGCAGACUCCGACGAUUGUGAAGACAAUGCACUCGUGCAGCAGACUGGUUUCGGCUGCGAUAUGCUUGCAGGAUUCGGUUGCAACAACAUCUUAAGUGAGCUUGCCGGCUCUGCCGGUGUGUCCAUGCCAGCCGGCAUCCCUGCUGAGGCGACCGUGGGUGAUGCGUGCCCCAAAACAUGCGACAUGUGCGCCGAAGCCGCCGCUCGACUCGCCCAACUCGCAGCCGAAAGCGCCGCGGGACCCCUCGGCACUGACUGCUUUAAGGCCGACGUAGCUGUGGACACAUCCUUGGACCUGCCAGCACUCUUCAAUGCGACGCUCGGCGGCAUCCACAACGUCGAGCGAGUUCUGAUAGCCGCAGUCAAAGACUCUGUAACUGCGCAUAACUCUACUCUUCGGACCACCUGGACCGACAAUCAACUUGGCAGCGCACAGAAGGAGCUGACUACGGCACUUCGCUACAUCGAUGGCCGUCCCGUCUCCCUCCUCCUCUCGCCUCCGGAAGCCGAUUCCGCCGGUUUCGAUACAGACGCCGCAACGGCCACGGACACGGACGAGCCUGCAGUCGUGCGAUCGAACGUCACUCUUUCCGCCUGGGCCCGUGGCGCCAGCAUGGGCGACGGACUGGAGAGCGCUCGUGACGUCUUCGUGGGUCGUGGAUUGCAGCCGAGUCUAGACUUCUUGAGCUACGAAGAAAUCGUGGCUCAACUCGAGCCUAGCUUCGACCUGGCCGAGGUCUCAGACCUCGACGGCGUCCAGCGACUCGACGGCUACCUCUUGGCCACCGGUCCUGGUGCAGCCAUUCUGGACGGAUCGCUUUUGAGCAACAUCGCCUCCUGCGUUGACUCGGCCUCUGCGAGCAGCGGCGGCGAAGAUGAUGACAGUGGAGACAGCUGCUGCGCACUCAGAAACGAGUUCUUCGACUUCCUCGCCGCCUCUGAGUGCGGACCCUGGCUGAUGGGAGAGGUGGUCGACGAGGCCGAGCUUCAGAGUCUCUGCGUCGUCGCCGCACCGCAUGGCCCCAUGGCCGGCAUUGGCAGCUGCUACUACCGCCUGAAGACUAUGCUCAACAAGUACAAGACGCAGGGCGCCGCCACUUGCGAUGGCGCCCGCGUCCUCAUCAGCCUCCUGGACGCCUGGUGCACCAAAGACCCCGUGUCCAAAGCCUACUGCAUGACUACCUUCGAAGAGGACCUGGCCACCCUCAGUCUAGACACAUUAGCUCUCAAACUCAGCGACAGUCUUGAAGAGGUCUGCGCACCCGACAGCUGCAUAAGGAACCAUGUGCGAUACAUCUCACACAUCACGCAUCUCAACGUCGGCUGGGGCCUUCUGACACACUUCGAGUCAGGCUCUGGCAGAAGAAGACUUCAUGUAGAACCGCAGCGGGAGGAGUCGCAGCGCGAAGGACGACAGCAGAAGUGGCCAAUGGAGAGGUGGUCUUCUCAGAUCCUGGAGCUGGGUGAGCGUGCUAUGACCCUGGACACUGGCUAUGAUGGCGUUUACGCUGAGAGUGGUCACAACUAUGACAGUAGUCGACGGCGGCUGGCGGAGACGGAGGCGGAAUCGAAGAUUCUGCCAUUGCCUGAUGCAGGCCAGGACAUCUUAGAUCUGGUGUGUUUCCAAGCGCACGGUGGUUUCUGCCAACAUACGUUACAAUUACUGACGAGUGCAAAUCCAGUAGAUGACCCGGCGGUGCCUGCGCCAUGCAGCAGUCCUUGUUUUGCUCCGUUGAUGAGUAAGUUGGGUAACAUUAUCGAGCGACAAGGUCGCGCAAUCGCAUCGACUCGACACGCGGUUUUGGGUUCUGCCUUAUCGAGUUUCGGCAAACACGCGUGUCAGACCAAUCAGAAAGGCGAGCUGUGCCACAACGUGUACACACCACCAGCGGGUUGGAAUCCGGAAUUGUUGGAUAUUGCUCGCGGAGAUCCGACAUAUGACGCAUCACAGUGUACAUGUAGCUCGCUCUUCCUCGGCGACGGUACUUGUGACCGACAGUGUUUCUCGCCUGCUUGUGCUUACGACGGUGGUGACUGUUUCGCCGAGGCGCUGUUCCCUAGCUUCCUAUCCAGCCUUUUGGGUCCGCUCUGUGUUACCGAUAUUACGGACCCUUGUCUACCCAUUUCGCCGACCUUUACCUGCACAGAUACCUGCAAGCAAAAAAUGCAAGCCUGCAUCGCCCAAUAUGGAUGCUGCUACACUAACGCCCUCGAGACGCUCAAGAACAUGUUUAAGGCAGAAGCUGAUGUAAUUGAUAAAGUCGAUGCAAUCAAACCACUUCAAAACAACGCACUCCGUUGGCCCGUGACCAGUUCUGGCACCUCAGUCAACGCAGACUUUGUCACAGACUGGUCCAUUGCCUCGCUGGAGCAACAGUGCUCCUUGGCCCUCGACCGGAACUGCGUCAAUGAAGGCAAAACCACUGACUUUGUAGUUUCGGUAGACAUAGGCAACAUGCAGUUCAACGCAGGAUCUGCAAACCCGGGCUAUCUCCAGUCCGCGAACUUGUCUGGUCGCAUGCUGCAGGCUGCACGACCUACUGUCCGGUCGCCCAGCCUUGGCUGGAGUGCAUAUGUGGAUCGCGCUCAGGAGCAGAGCGAAGUGACUCGUCCGGCCGUGACGCGACACGUCGCGCUCGAGCUGACUGCCGAGCACGGCGGUGACCGCAGUGAGCGCUCGCUGGCCUCUGCGAUUCGCCAGUUGUCCGACUCGGUGGAGACGUCGAUUCAAUCCGUAAAUGAAUGGCUGAGAAGUUCAGCGGCGCGGUCAGCGUUUGCGAACGUCUUUGGCGUGAUCCCUGAGGACGUGAGUCGCGUAUGGCUGCAGCCUUUGGCGGACAGCUCGGCUUUAUUGGUUCUAAGUCUGAAGCCGGGCAAUGACGUGGCGGCGGUGGCAGCGAUUCGCGCGCUCCAGGCCGCCAGUUCGAUUCCUAGCUCUGUAACAGCCGGUUCGGCGGCAACGAAUUCGGUAGUCCCCGGUUCAGCGGCCCCUGGCUCAGUCGCUGGUCUGGCGAGUACGGAGGAGAUUACGGCCCGCGCGAUGAUGGACGAACUGGUGCGUAUUUUACUACGUGCGCCAGGUGUUAACGAACUGCGCAGCGAGGCUGCAGUGGGCGCAAUUCGAGCGGACAUCUGGGACGAAACGGUAACGGUGGAGAAGGCGGGUCGGGCGAAGACGGUGGGUGUACCCUUGGGUGCUUGGGGCGUAGAUCCGGCCAGGACGCGGGCGGAUGGUUGUUCAUUGAAAAUGCUGCAAAAGGCGCUGGGGGAUUCACAGGUAGCGAGCACGAACGUGAAGAGUGAGUACGAACAUGGCGACCAGGUGGCCACAGUGUGUGCGGCGCAGUUUGUGUCGCCCACAUCACAGGCUACGGGUGUGUGGCAGUGUGUGGCAGGGGUGUGGGUUCGCACGACCCAGUUCUACUGCGACCGCGCGUGCGAACGCGACGUGAUCCCCGCGCUGGGCUUGGCUGCGACCAGUGUGGCACUGCAGCCUGUGUCCAAAAACACGGACACUGCCUUCACGGCAUUGCCCCCGGGCGCCAGCUUCGCCGCCACGGACUCUUACCGACCCGGGGACGCCGUGCUUCUCGGCUGCCGUGAAGGCCUCAGUGUCGACGUCUCCACCGGCCUGCUCGGCGUAGUCGCCACCGUCUGCCGAGGCGGCCGCUGGUCACCUGUCCAACUCGACUGCCAACCCUCCUGUCCCGCCGUACCCGCCUUCGCCGAAGCAGAUGUGCAUGCCUACGCACUGGCCGGAAUGGAUUCUGUCUUUGGUGCCACGCGGAACGUGAGUUGCGCAGAAAAUUACUUCGCUAAUCCACCCACCUACGAAGGCCAGUUCGAGAUCGUCCAGUGCAAACAAGACGCACUCUGGAGCAGACCCAGCUUCAAAUGUGUUCUUGGAAUUGCCGUUGACCCCUCCGGCAACCCCAGCACCGUUCAGAAGAUGCUGACCACACUCUUCUCCAGAACCGGCGUUAUCAGCCUGGUCAUCUUUGGCUGCGUCGCAAUCGUUGUGGUGAUACUCAUCGCCCUCUUCUGGAUCUUCUACUACAAAUCCAGAGCCGAUAUCGCCUACUCCGAACGCAAGAAGCUUCUGCAGGAAUAUCUCACCUCCACCAUGACCGCUGAAGAUGAAAACACCUUCCAACCUCAGCAUACUGCACCCCGAUUCCCGAACGCCGCCGCCGACCGCUGGGAAGGAGAAUCAGCAUGCUCAGAAGCGACAGAUAAGGCCCUUUUCCCCGCCGCCAUGUGCGCUGGCUGGACCGCACCCUUCCCCGCCUUCAUUUCGGGGCUUUUCGAUGAUAUAGUUAGACGUGUGUUUUAUGGACAAUAA